This is a messenger RNA of Lodderomyces jiufengensis, 957 nucleotides long. RefSeq names its product MIND complex subunit (gene MTW1). Gene Ontology annotation, cellular component: nucleus; chromosome, centromeric region. Gene Ontology annotation, biological process: mitotic cell cycle; kinetochore assembly; mitotic sister chromatid segregation. NCBI's taxonomy places the organism in Eukaryota, Fungi, Ascomycota, Pichiomycetes, Serinales, Debaryomycetaceae. The transcript has a single exon. Bases 1 to 957 code for a protein of 318 amino acids. The record is from RefSeq and is a predicted model, not a curated record.
AUGACGGAUAAAACAACAGAUUCAACAACAACAGCAUUAUUAAUAGAACAUUUUGGUUUCGCACCAUUAAAACUAAUAGACGAAGUAAUUAAUGCAAUAAAUCAAAUAACAGGUAAAGGAAUAGAAGCUUUAGAGGAGUACUUAUUAAACUUACAGAAUAAACAAAAACUAGAAGCCACACAACAAACAACAGAUGAAAUUUUCACAGGAUCAGCUAAACUUGAAUCUUUAUUACAAUUCAAAAUUGAUAUAUUCUUUGAUAAAUUUGAAUUAUAUUCAUUAGGUAACAUAUUCCAUAUCCCACAAGAUUUAGUAGAUGAUGGACUAAUAAAACUUAAGCAUCAUGAAGGAAUUCACGUUGAAACUCUUAAACUGAUUCAAUUACAAAAAGAUGAAUAUGAUUUCAAAAUUUUACAAAUUUAUGAAUUAAUUGAAAAAGAACUUAUAAAACGAAAACUUUAUAAUUUACAAAUUGUCAAAUGUGAAAAAAUACUAUCAAAUUUAAGAACAAUGAAGAGUCAAUUACUAGCUAUUAAUAAUUUACAAAAAGAUGGGGAAAAAUCAUCAAAAGAUAUACUAAGAAAUCUUAAACCAAUAGAUGAAACUUUGGAAUUUUUUUAUAACCAACUAAAACUAAUCAUAUUACAAAUUGAAACUCUAAACACCAAACUAGACUCAAAACCUUCUAAUACUGCUUCAAUACAUAAAUUUUCAAUGAGUUCAAGAAAUAAAUUUAUUGAUUUAAGAAUGAAGAAAAUUAUGAAUGAUUUGAAUUUGAAAAUACCGACUCCACCUCCUUCACCUCCUUCAAGUAAUGAAGAAAAUGAAGAAAAAGAAUCAGCUAGUAAAGAAAUUGAUGAAGAUAUUGAGGUUGAUACUGAUUAUGAUGUUGAUUUGAAAAAAAUUACGGAUUUAGAUGUUAUGAAACAGAUUAUGUCCAAAGUUGAUACCUCGUGA